Molecule: messenger RNA, 1277 nt
Organism: Solanum lycopersicum (tomato)
Lineage: Eukaryota; Viridiplantae; Streptophyta; Magnoliopsida; Solanales; Solanaceae
Product: putative F-box protein At1g19160
Molecular function (GO): protein binding
Source: RefSeq, a predicted model, not a curated record
UUAAAAAGUAUUCAAAGUCUCAUCUUCAUUACUAUAUAAUACUAAUCUAUACUGGAGAUAUAGAAGAUGAAGUUAACAACUUUGAUUUUUCUUUCUUUCUCCCGCCACAAAUUAAGCAGUUGAAGAAUGGAUACUCUGCCUUGUGAAGUCUUGGUGAACAUACUCUGUAGGCUUUCACUCAAACAUGUACACCAACUUCAAACUGUUUCAAAGUUAUGGUUCAAAAUAAUCUCUAGUCCACAUUUCAGAAGACUCUACAACGUGAAAUCCAUGAAUCGUCCUCAAGCACGUGUAGUUCAAGUACCUGACACCAAGUUUUCACCGAGCUGGGAAAUGAUUAGUCGAACCAUCAUUAUAUCAGCUAUGGACCUCAAUAUUGACAACGGUGAGAUCCAUGAAGAGUUCAGUUUUGAGGAUAUUAUGUCCCCCCAACACUCCUUCACCAUAUCAUCCAAUCUCAUCAUUUUCAAUCACAAGGUAUGCAAUCCUACAACAAAAGAGAUCAUAGACAUACCAAUAUCAAGUCAUCCAUCAAUUAGUUUCGAUGCUACGUAUAUCCCAUCCAACAAUACAUACAAGGUUGUCCAUUUAUAUGGUACCAAACCUGGCCAUGACUACAACUUCAACUAUGGUAAUACCCCUGUAGAGUUCCGAUUUGAGACUCUUACACUACGAGAUGGAGGACCAAUUCCUAGUUCUUGGAAAGCCCUGACACACCAAGAAUGGUUUUCUAGUAAGAUAGAGUCAACAUGUGUAAAUGGUGUAGUUCAUUGGUUGCUUGAAAGAGGACUUCGAAAGGAAAGGCGUAUCAUUUCAAUGGAUAUUGAAAGUGAGAAUUUCUUGAGUUCCAUUGGUUGCCCCAAUAAUCCUUAUGUGGAGGAGGCACCGAUACUCGAGAAUGUUCAGUUAGCAGAUUUGAAUGGGAGGUUAUGUUUAGCUUACUACUCAGAAGAAUUACUCAGGAUGGAUCUAUACUUUGUCAAGGAUCGGACGAACCAAGAAUGGGUAAAGGAACAUACUAUCAAUUUAUCAGCUGGUAUGGGGAGUUGGUUCAAAAUAGUAGGGUAUGUACAAUUACAAGGCAACAAUGGAGACAUUGUUAUUGAUGGUAAACAACUUAUCCUCUAUAACAUCGAAGAGAAUAGGUUUAGAAGUCUACCUAGGCCUAAAAUGAACAUUCAUAUUGGCUUGUACUUUGAUAGAUGUUUUAAGUUAGAAAGCACAAUGCAACAAACUGAUAGAUUUUCUAUCUAAUUAAUGGAUCUUUGUAUUAAUGA